This is a messenger RNA of Chaetomium globosum CBS 148.51, 1695 nucleotides long. RefSeq lists its product as uncharacterized. The transcript is spliced from 3 exons. NCBI's taxonomy places the organism in Eukaryota, Fungi, Ascomycota, Sordariomycetes, Sordariales, Chaetomiaceae. The record is from RefSeq and is a predicted model, not a curated record. Bases 1 to 1695 code for a protein of 564 amino acids. Gene Ontology annotation, molecular function: catalytic activity; FAD binding.
AUGUCUAUCCCUGAGUCCUGUACCGUGCUAGUGGUGGGAGGUGGCCCAGCUGGCUCGUACACGGCGGCAGCCCUUGCCCGCGAAGGGACCGAUGUUGUUCUGCUCGAGGCCGACACCUUUCCGAGGUACCACAUCGGCGAAUCGAUGCUUGCCUCGAUGCGUCAUUUCAUCCGGUUUAUCGAUCUCGAGAAGACGUUUGACAACCAUGGCUUCCGUAGAAAGGCAUGUUAUAGUCACUACAAUGUUUACUGUGACAACGAUGUACUGUCAGACACCGACUUCCUUGCCGUCAACGGCCCAAAUGGCUAUUCCUGGAAUGUGAUCCGUUCCGAAUCGGACAAGUUGAUGUUUGACCACGCUGAAAAGAGUGGCGCCCAUACCUUUCAGGGUGUCAAGGUCGAUUCGGUCCAGUUCAUCCCGGCUCCGGAUUUCCCAGCAGAUGAGAGAAUCUGUAACCCAGGACAAGCAGUCUCGGCCACUUGGUCACGCAAGGCGGAUGGGGCCACCGGAACGAUUAAAUUCGACUACAUAGUCGAUGCUAGCGGGCGCAACGGCAUCAUCUCUACCCAAUAUCUCAAGAACCGCAAGUUCAACCAGGCACUUAAGAACCAGGCCAACUGGGGCUACUGGAAAGGGGCCAAGACGUAUGCUCCGGGCACGCAUAUGGAGGGCGCCCCCCUCUUCGAGGCCUUGACGGACCAGAGCGGCUGGUGCUGGGCCAUCCCGCUCCAUGACGAUACUCUCUCCGUCGGUAUCGUAAUGCGGCAGGACUUGUCUCUGGCGCGCAAGAGAGGGCUGGGCUCGCCGUCUAUGAUUGAGUUCUAUAAGCACUGUUUGACCCUGGCCCCGGAGAUCGAGGCCCGACUCGCCGAAGCCGAGCUCGUUUCUCCCACCAUCAAGGCCGCCUCGGACUGGUCGUACAGCGCCUCAGGAUACGCGGGCCCCAACUUCCGGCUGGUCGGCGAUGCGGGAUGCUUCAUCGACCCCUAUUUCAGCUCCGGUGUGCACCUUGCGCUGGCCGGUGGCCUUUCGGCUGCCAUGACCAUCCAGGCCUCCAUUCGAGGUGAUUGCAGCGAGUUCCAAGCGGCUAAGUGCCACUCGGCCAGGGUCGGCGAGAGUUACUCGCGUUUCCUGCUGGUCGUGAUGACAGCCCUGAAACAGAUCCGCAGCGGUAACGAGCCAGUCCUGAGCGAUUUUGACGAGGAUGGUUUUGAUAGGGCGUUUUCCUUUUUCCGGCCGAUCAUCCAAGGCCUCGCGGACGCCGACGCCAGCGGCAAGCUAACGCAAGGCGUGAUCUCGCAGUCGGUCGAGUUCUGCCUGCACGCGUUCGAGAACAUCUCGUCGGAGGCGCGGCAGGGGGUGCUGGACAAGCUGGAGCGGGUCAAGGCGGACCCCAACGUGGAGACCAAGGCGGACCUGGAGAAGCUGACCGAGGACGAGCUGGCCAUCCUGCGCACCAUCCGUGCCCGCCAGAUGCUGCGCGGCGAGGAGGCCAUGGACGGCGUCAAGAGCUUCGCCCAGGACGUCAUCGACGGCUGGGUGCCCAGGUUGGUGCACGGCAGUCUGGGCAUGGACCGCGUCGGUGACCAGGUGGCGGCCCCCAAGUAUCAGGAGAGUGUGUUCGAGUCGGGCCUGGCGGAUAAGAAGCCGGCUCCUGCGCUGGAGAAGAGGCCUGAGGGGGUUGUUCAGGUGUGA